This is a messenger RNA of Mycena indigotica, 375 nucleotides long. RefSeq lists its product as uncharacterized. The record is from RefSeq and is a predicted model, not a curated record. Lineage: Eukaryota; Fungi; Basidiomycota; Agaricomycetes; Agaricales; Mycenaceae. Bases 1 to 375 code for a protein of 124 amino acids. The transcript is spliced from 3 exons.
AUGUCUGAUACUGUCCAACUUGAAGUUUUGAAGGCCGAGCUUGAGACUUCGCGCGAACUUAACCACCAAUUGCUCAUCGCCAACGCGAGUGUCGCUCAAGACCGCGACCAGAUACAGCUCAAGCUGGACGCACUCGAAUCUGCCCCUGCGCAUCAGGCUUUGAAGGCAGUGAGGGUCGAACUGGCCCAUGCCAAGUUCAAUAUGCUCGCUUGUCAGACUCAAAUAGACUCUCAAAAGAAAUUGAUUCAGAGUUUCAUGGCGGAAUCGGUUCAUCUUCGGACCAAUCUCCAAGUGGCGGAAGGCCAAAUCGCCCUUCUCCGAGCAAAGAAUCGGAUUCUUGAGGGGAAGUUGUCUGAAGCUCAGGCGAAAGCUUAG